CUUCAAAAGACCCAGUGCCUUCCGAACAACCCCGAGAGGUUCUCCUUCUAUCCCUUUGUAGUUGGCUCCCAGGGCUUAAACUCAGGCAAGCACAGCUGGGUUGCAGAGAUGAUGAAAACCAGAGACAAGGCGGCCACAAACAAGACACGGAUACACACACAACAGCAGGGAGACACUGAAGGACGUGAAGGAGAGACAAACACAGAGUUGCAAAGGGAGAAAGAGCCUAACUCUUCACAGCUCAAUUUCCACAGAGGACGACUACAACUGCAACUGCAACUGCCACUGCUGAGUUCAUCCUCCGAGUGACUUCAGAUCCGCCAGGGUUCUGUGCUGUCCUGCGGGCGAGGUGAGGCGAGGUGACACGAUGGCCUGCCGCCCGUCGCUGACGGAGGAGGACUUCUACUGCCCGGUGUGCUGCGAUGUCUUCCAGGACCCGGUGCUGCUGGCCUGCUCGCACAGCAUCUGCCGCUCGUGCCUGCUGCGCUUCUGGGCGUCGCGGCUGGCGCGCGAGUGCCCCGUGUGCCGCAGCGUCUCCUCCAACCCCGAGCCGGCCUCCAACAUCGUGCUGAAGGGCAUGUGCGAGGCCAUCCUGAGCGAGCGGCGCCAGCGGGCCGAGCGGGCGAGCGCCCAGGCAGGCGUGUGCGGCACGCACGGCGACAAGCUCACGCACUUCUGCGAGGAGGACAGGAGGCCGGCGUGCGCCAAGUGCCGCGUGCCCCGCCGCCACACGGGCACCAGCUUCAAGUCCAUCGAGGAGGCUGCCAGCGAACACAAGAAAGAGCUGAAGAUGAAACUAAAGCCCCUACAAGAGAAGCUUAGAAGUUUUGAGGAUGUCAAGCAAAGCUUUGAACACACUGCUGAGUAUAUUAAGAGCCAGGCGGACCAAACAGAGCAAUUCAUCAAGGACGAGUUUGUGAAGCUUCACCAGUUCCUGCAAGACGAGGAGGCCAUCCGAUUGGCUACUCUGAAGGAGGAGGAGGAGCAGAGCAACCAGAUGAUGAAGAAAAAGAUUGAUGAAAUUGAAAGCGAGAUUGUGUCACUCUCUGACAAAAUCAGAGCCAUUGAGGAGGAAAUUAGGGCUGAAGACCUUUUGUUCCUGCAGAAUUACAGAGCCAUGGCUGAAAGACUGCAGUAUUCUCCAGUGGAGCCUGAACCCAUUACUGGAGAGAACUUGAUCCAAGUGUCAAAACACCUCAGCAAUAUCAUGUUUGACGUGUCACAGAAGCUGCAAACCAUGGUGCCAUACAAUCCUGUGACUCUGAACCCCAACACCGCACACGUGGACCUGGUGGUGUCCGCGGACCUGACCAGCGUGGCCUUCUGUGAAGAACGUCAGUUCCUGCCCAACAACCCCGAGCGGUUCAGCGGCUACACCAGCGUCCUGGGCGCCGAGGGCUUCACCUCCGGCACGCACUGCUGGGACGUGGAGGUGGGAGACAGCUCGGCCUGGGCCGUGGGCGUCAUCACAUCGUCCGUGUACAAGAAAAGGGACAGCCACAACAGGUUCGGUCUGUGGUACAUAGGCUUUUUGAACGGCAAGUACGGGAAAGGCUACUCGCCAGAGAUCCUCACGCUCCUCCGUGUCAGCCAGAGGAUUCAGAAGAUAAGGGUGCAGCUGGACUGUGACAAAGGCAAGGUGUCCUUCACCGACGCUGGACGCAACACUUGCCUGCACGUGUUCAAGCACAACUUCACCGAGACAGUCUACCCGUACUUUUACAACCACUGCAAGCUCCACGCGCUCAAGAUUCUGCCUGUCAGGUCGUUUGUAACAGUUGAGCAAUUCAGCAGCUAGAGGGCGCCAUUUUUUUGUAAACAAAGGUGAACCUGGGAAUCUGUUUACCUGUAAAUGUUAC
This is a messenger RNA of Engraulis encrasicolus (European anchovy), 1859 nucleotides long. Its product is annotated as E3 ubiquitin-protein ligase TRIM35-like. Gene Ontology annotation, cellular component: cytoplasm. Gene Ontology annotation, biological process: protein ubiquitination. Gene Ontology annotation, molecular function: protein binding; zinc ion binding; ubiquitin protein ligase activity. The record is from RefSeq and is a predicted model, not a curated record. Lineage: Eukaryota; Metazoa; Chordata; Actinopteri; Clupeiformes; Engraulidae. The coding region runs from base 368 to 1798 and encodes 476 amino acids. The transcript is spliced from 8 exons.